Molecule: messenger RNA, 4471 nt
Organism: Archocentrus centrarchus (flier cichlid)
Lineage: Eukaryota; Metazoa; Chordata; Actinopteri; Cichliformes; Cichlidae
Gene: mms19
Product: MMS19 homolog, cytosolic iron-sulfur assembly component
Exons: 31
Coding region: 101-3187 (1028 amino acids)
Cellular component (GO): cytosolic [4Fe-4S] assembly targeting complex; MMXD complex
Source: RefSeq, a predicted model, not a curated record
UCUCAUUUUUAUCAGAUACAAUGUAAAACCAGUCACUUUUUGCGAGUCACCUCAAGUUUUAGCGCAUGCGUAGUCUCAGUGAAGUUGUUUCAGGGGCACGAUGGCUGCGGACAGUACCUUAGUGCUGUCUCUGGUGGAGGAAUUUGUCUCUGGACUACAGGACAGCAAGGCCAAAGAUGCGGCAAAAGGUGUCAGAGAUGGGGAGUUUACAAUCCUGCAGCUGGUGGAAGCACUUGGAUUAAGUCUGACCAGUUCUCAGCCUCACACUCGAGCCAGAGGAGUCCAGCUUCUCUCUGAGGUUUUGCAGGAGUGCUAUGGAGAGCUUACAGAGAGAGAAGUGGAAGUGCUCAUUGCUUUCUAUGAAAACCGUCUUAAGGAUCAUUAUGUGGUCACACCGCCUGUCUUACAGGGGCUCAAAGCACUGACAAAAUCUACAACCCUGCCUCCGGGCUCAGCUGUGUCCAUGCUGAGGUCUGUGUUCCAGGACAUCCAUGUACAGUCGCUGAUGCUGACAGAGAGAGCAUGUGUCUACAACAUGCUUAUCAACCUCAUGGAGACCAGGGAGGCUGAACUGAAGGGUUUGGGUGCCGACUUUGUGUUUGGUUUUGUGCAGUCCAUGGAUGGGGAGCGAGAUCCUCGCAACCUCCUGUUAGCCUUUCAGAUUGCCAAAAGCCUUAUUCACAGAGGAUAUGAUCUAGGUAAAUUCACAGAGGAGCUGUUUGAAGUGACGUCCUGCUAUUUCCCCAUCGACUUCACCCCACCUGCCAAUGACCCCCAUGGCAUCACCAGAGAGGAACUGAUUCAGGCACUAAGGGCCGUCCUCACUGGGACUCCAAAAUUUGCUGAGUUUCUGUUACCGCUCCUCAUCGAGAAGCUGGACUCAGACGUUCAGAGUGCGAAGCUGGACUCGCUGCAGACUCUGGCUGCUUGUGUGUCACAGUACGAACACAAGGAUGUGGCUGAAUUCCUGGAGGGACUGUGGACAUCACUGCGCAGAGAGGUGUUUCAGACCUCCAGCGAGAAGAUUGAGUCUGCAGGCCUCGCUGCUCUUACCGCACUCACUUCCUGUCUCUCUCGCUCAGUGCUCAGCUCUGACUCUGAGGACUCUCUCAGCACAUUCCUGGAUCUCAUUCUCAAAGAUUGCAAACAUCACCUGUGUGAACCAGACCUAAAGCUUGUAUGGCCGAGCGCUAAGCUCCUCCAAGCCGCCUGCAGCGCCUCCGCCAGGGCGAGUCACAUCAUUACAGCUGCCGUCAUGCCCUCUCUCAUUGAGCAAUAUAACAGCCGAACACAGUGUUCCCAUAGACGGACAUUACUGGAGGUUGUGCAGCGAUUCAUCCAUUCAGUAAAAAACUGCCAGUCUUCAGACAAUGAUGAGAGUGUAUUUUCAGCCUUCCGAGAAGCUCUGUGCAGCAUCGUGUUCUCGGCUCUCUCUGAGAGCAACUCCAGUCUGCAGAUCACCGCCACCUCCGUGCUCACGUCACUGGCACAGCAAACAGGUCUGCUGGUAGAAUCUGAUAUCGAGCUAGCUCUAGAUCAUCUGACCAGACUGCUGCUGACUGAGGAGGAUGACAGAGUCAGUCUUUCUGUGGUGGAGUGUGCGGGAGCCGUAGCUCAGCUGCACCCGACAGUCGUCGUCACAAAACUGAUUCCAAGACUAAAGAGCGAGAUGUUUGCUGAGCCCAUGAAUCAAGACCACAGAGAAGCUUCUGAACUACAUUCCCAUCAUGCAGUGCGUCAGCGGUGUUUGUCUGCUCUGGCUGCAGUGUCCACCCAACCCAGUGUUGUCCAGGAAAGCACACCUGUCCUCCUGGAGGUCCUUAGUUCAGCACACACAGGUAGCGUUAGUUUUUCGGUGGAUGAGGUGGUGCUGACGUGCCGCAGCCUUCAGAAAAUAGCAGAGCAGGUUCAGGACACCGAGGAGACGGGACGCUGCUUCCAUGACGUCGUCAUCCCACGCCUGUUGUCUCUGGCGCUCCAGGCUGCACUGCAGGGUGAGGGGUCAUCUGGAACUCGCAGUGCUCUGAUGGAGGAGGUGGUCCUGUCUGCCAUGGUUCCUGUCGUCAGUACUUCCUGCUCCAGGCUGCAGCCCACGCUGGCGGGACAGACGGCGUCGAGAGCUGUGUCUCUCUUCCUGGACAGUAAUGUCUCCUUUUUGCCCGACAACUCCUUUCCUUCACACAUUCAGCUGCUCAAGCAGGGGGAUUCCUGGAGCCUGUCCCAGCUGGUUUGCCUGCUUAUGGGCUGUGUAUGCUCGUUACCUCGCAGCGUGGAGGUGCCCCAGAUCGACAAGCUGUUGUCGGCGCUGGAGGAGAUGAGCUGCACCUGCAGCCACCCGCUGUCAUACACGUCUGCUGCGAAGUGCUUUGCAGGCCUGGUCAACAAGAAGCCACAGGGCGAUUCUCUCGACGGCCUAAUUCAGAGGACGAUGAAGAGAGUUUGCAGUGAGCUGGACUCCCCUUCCUCCUCUGUUCGCACUCAGGCCUUCACGCUUAUGAUCUGGGUUGCCAAGGCUUUGCUUCUGCGAUACCACCCUCUGUUCACAACACUGACUGACAAGCUCUUCUCUCUCCUCGAUGAUGCUGAUUUGGGUCCGAUUGCCGCGGACGGCUUCUCUCUGCUGAUGAGCGACUCCCCCGACGUGCUGAACCGAGCUUGCCACGCUGAUGUACGCAUCAUGUACCGCCAGCGCUUCUUCAGCGAGAAUUCAGCCAAGCUGGUGCAGGGCUUCAACGCUGCACCACAAGAGAAGAAGUCCAACUACCUGAAAGCUCUGUCUAAUAUAGUUAAUAAGCUGCCCAAGCAGGUUCAAGUCACUGAGCUGCCAGCGCUCCUUUCUUUGCUGCUCGAGGCCUUGUCGUGUCCUGAUCAGAGCAUCCAGCUGUCAACUCUGUCAUGUCUGGAGCCCGUCCUCAUUAACCCACCGCAGGUUCUCAUACAGCAGCUGGAAGCUUUGGUCAACAGGCUGCUGGCUCUCAUCUGCAGUCCAGCCAUGAGUGUGCGGAUUGCUUCGCUGUCCUGCAUCAGUGCUCUUUCCCACUUCCCUGUACAUGAGGUGUUGCCGUUUCGGGCCCGAGUGCUUCGAGCGCUGGCCAAACCUCUGGAUGACAAGAAGAGGCUGGUGAGGAGAGAGGCAGUGCAGGCCAGAGGAGAGUGGUUCCUCUUAGGAAGUCCUGGGGGAAGAUGAUUUCCACCUUAAUUGCCACCAAAUUCCAAGUACCAAGUAGCAACGCUGUCCACUCAACAGCGCUCUCUCCUCGGGUAAACUCUCCAGCGCCCUCCAUCUUCAUGGAUCUUCCUCCCCCCACCCCCCCCCCACCCCGUACUCUAACCCUGGCCGUUUUCUCCCCCUUUAUACUGAAAUCCUUUUGUUUUAACUGUCUGUGUUUUCACAAACUAAAUAAGACUGUACAGACUGAUGCACAUAAGUGUGACUGUGGACCUUAGCCUAAGUGAAAAGAAUGAAAUGAGUGGUCUGUUAAUAUGCAACACGCCUCAUGUAUCGUAUCAUAUAUCACUGUCCUGUUGGCACAAACUGUCAUGUGAACUGAAAUGACUUCAUUUUGGUCGGUAAAUACUUAAAUGUGAAGCGCUACAGUAAGGCCACGAUCCUAAUUAAAUAAGGGACAUUGGCUUUAGAUGUUUGGUCAGCUAAUCUUCUUUCAGUUAACAAAAUAACAAAACCAACAAAGAUAGUUUUGUGUUUCUUACCACGUCCAGUUUAAGUCCUGAAAUUCAAAAAUGGCUCAAAUGUAGCUGUACUGUUCUGAGGUCACGAGCAUCUGUCAGUCUGCACAUACGAUCUGAAUAUUUCCUGUAUAAAGAGACGAGCGAUUUCUUCACUGCGUAUGAAGUGCAGAUGGAGCCACGCUGAACCCAGCAGGCUGACAGUGUCAGUGUGAAGCCAGUACUGCCUUGAUGCUUUUUAAGUGCCAGCCAGAAACGCGCGUACUUUUAGGAAGAAAAGCAUCCUCUGUGUGCGUUUGUGUGUGUGCGCCACAUCUGCGACAUCAUUGAAGAAUUUUCGUGUAGUCGCCGUGACGACAGUAGUUAAGACGCUGCGGCUCGCACCUGCACCUUGGAGCCGCUGCUCCUCCAGCCCCACAGCUGAGACGCUGAUGAGACCUUUUUACCUUCUGAAUGUAACUCAGCAGCAGCUGGUUUGCUUGAUUUGUGCCACACUGAUGUUGAGAAUAUGAAUGUGCCAAGUGUUCGCGUAUCAAGCGCUUCUUAAAGCUUCCACGUUUUACAGAAUCAAGGAUCUCUUUGGGUAAAUGUACUCUGAAGUUCAGAUUGUAAGUUAUGUGAACCACAUGUCAAACAUCUGUUAUAUUUGUUCAGAUAUUGAUACUAUAAUCAUAAAUAUCCUUUCAGUAAGGUUGGCUGACUUUGGACCUCACAUCAACUUAUGCCAAGGAAAUAAGACAAUAUUUAAAAUGUCUAAUUUAAGAUGUCAUUAAAACCUUUGUUU